GAGCCACAGGAGGGUGAUUUGACAGAAGAGGGGUGGACUGCAGUGGACAGGAUGCAGCUCUGGCGACAUGAUGCUAUGACACAUCACCUGCAUGAGAGAUCUGUUUAUUGGGGGGAUAAGAUGCUCAGCUGGAGAUACUGCCUAUUGUAG
Messenger RNA from Dacryopinax primogenitus, 150 nucleotides. RefSeq lists its product as uncharacterized. The transcript has a single exon. The record is from RefSeq and is a predicted model, not a curated record. The annotation marks the transcript as partial. Gene Ontology annotation, molecular function: protein binding. NCBI's taxonomy places the organism in Eukaryota, Fungi, Basidiomycota, Dacrymycetes, Dacrymycetales, Dacrymycetaceae.